CCGGUGAUCACAUGACAGCGGUGGCGUAUAUAAGAUCCUUCUUUAACACUGAGAUCAAGGAUAGUUGGUGAAUAGUCGCUUCUCAUACCGAGGAGAAAGAAGAUUCUACCAUCAUGUUGUCUAAGACAUUGAGAGUCGGUUCGUUAGCGAAGUCAAUCCGUCCUGUCGUCGCAGCGAGCAGUGUGUUACGGAGAGGAAUGGAGACGCAAAUUCCUUCUGGAUCUUCUAAAUCUCAUCCAGGAGAACUGAAGUUAGUCACAGGAAAUCCCUUAAAGAAUCCGCGCACCGAGUAUCGAAUGGUGCGCAAAUAUCAAGGAAAGCUAAAGGCCUGUAUCCUUGACUGGGCCGGUACUGUAAUGGACUGUGGCGUCUACGCACCUGCUGUGGUGUUCGUAGAAGUCUUCGCGCAAGAAGGCGUGCCCAUAACAAUGGAAGAAGCGCGCGAACCAAUGGGAGCACACAAGAAAGUUCACAUAAGAAAAAUCACCAACCAGGAACCAGUGCGACAACGUUGGCACGAGAAGUUCGGCCGCUAUCCCAAUGAAGAAGACGUAGAACGCAUGUUCCAGAACUUUGUUCCAAAACAAAUCGAUUGUCUUGAACAAUAUUCAGAGAUGAUAUCUGGUGCCGCGGAUACUGUGACGACUUUGAGAGAAGAAUUUGGUUUAAAGAUUGGUUCAACCACAGGGUUUACCACCGCCAUGGUCGAUAAACUAAAAAAGGCAGCCGCUGACCAAGGUUACGUUCCAGACUGUUACGUAGCAGCAGACGAGGUUCCUCAGGCCCGACCAUACCCAUAUAUGGUAUGGCUGAAUGCUAUUCGUCUUGACGUCAACCCGGUAGAGGCCAUCGUCAAGGUUGAUGACACUGCUGAUGGGGUCAGGGAAGGGACGUCCGCAGGGUGUUGGAGUGUUGGUCUAGCAAAAACAGGAAACUAUGUUGCCCUCAACGAAAAAGAAAUAGCCGCCCUCUCCGAAGAAGACUACGAACGAAGAUUGAAUCGUUCCUACGAAAUCCUUUCAAAUGCUGGCGCACAUUAUGUAAUUGACACCAUCAACGACCUUCCUCCUGUAAUUGAUGACAUCAACCGACGUCUGGUUUCCGGUGAAAAGCCUUGAGCACGUGGUCACGCUCUUCAUAGUCAUUGGCUAAUUCUUGUCAAAUUUUCCGAGUGUUUUUUUUUUAAUUUUCUUUUCAUUUGAGUCUAAUGUGGCCAUCCUAUGGUCUGUAGUAAGUUAUGAUUAUGCAUAAAUAUGACUAACAGGGAGGGGUAUUGAUAGAUAAUGAACCUUAAUGCGCAUGUUAAACAAGUGAGACCGCAAACAAGAAUACUGCUGGCCAUUAUGAAUAGAAAGCUUAGCUAAAAUAGAAGCAUAACGUGCUGAUAUAGCGAGUCCGUAAAGAAGUAAGGGAAUUUCCAUCGACUACUGGUAAUACCCAUGAGUGUUGAAUGUACUCACUCUCUCAUAGGGAAAACCAACUCUUUUCUGUUUUGUUAAAUUUUGUAAUUUGCGAAAUUUUUGUAACCCGCCCCUCGAUUUGUAUGUAGUCGGCGAGUUUUUCUACCCAAUAUCUCAUGUGCAAACAUUGUGACCAAACCGCGUUCGUACUUCACCCAUAUCCUGUGAUUUAUCUGGACAGCAGUGCAGAGCAUGCGCACUAAGAAACCUGAAGGAAAUCAAUUUUGACCACAAUAUGAUAUAUGCUUGACAUUCCCCAAUGAAUAUCCAUACUAAUUUUACUAACAACCUAUUUAUUUUAUUCUGAAAAGAUUAUGUGAUCCAGGCUAGUGCCCAGGGUCACUCGUUUCCGUGUUGCUUGGGUUCUAGCUCGCGUUGAUAUAUUAAAAUAAGUGUAUUUUUCUAUUAAAAAAAGUAUUAAUAUUAAGGUAAUAAUAAACUGAAUUCAACGUU
Molecule: messenger RNA, 1913 nt
Organism: Actinia tenebrosa (Australian red waratah sea anemone)
Lineage: Eukaryota; Metazoa; Cnidaria; Anthozoa; Actiniaria; Actiniidae
Biological process (GO): organic phosphonate catabolic process; DNA repair; dephosphorylation
Cellular component (GO): cytosol
Molecular function (GO): phosphoglycolate phosphatase activity; phosphonoacetaldehyde hydrolase activity
Source: RefSeq, a predicted model, not a curated record